Pseudophryne corroboree (corroboree frog) is the source of this 7305-nucleotide messenger RNA. Its product is annotated as FRAS1-related extracellular matrix protein 1-like. The transcript is spliced from 35 exons. NCBI's taxonomy places the organism in Eukaryota, Metazoa, Chordata, Amphibia, Anura, Myobatrachidae. The record is from RefSeq and is a predicted model, not a curated record. Gene Ontology annotation, cellular component: membrane. The coding region runs from base 92 to 6475 and encodes 2127 amino acids. Gene Ontology annotation, biological process: cell communication; anatomical structure morphogenesis.
UUGAGGAGACAAUUACAAGUUAUAUCUUCUUGUUCCUUAGGUUUCUCCGUAAUGUGAGUGGCAGGAUUUUGGACUCAGUCCUGCUCAGGACAUGUGUGCAGGAUCCGUACGGAGGGUCUGCAAAUCUGCUUUCCAGGAAUAUAAAAUCUCUUCACAACUGAAAAAGUUGCUAGCGAUGACCUCUGCCGGAGACCUUCUGAAGGUGGCUGUGCUGCUCUGUGUAUGGACCCAGGAUUCGGUGAUAGCCUCCAGCCUUGUUCUGAACAACAGAGCCGUCAGUGUGGGAAGAGGCCAAUCUGUUUAUAUCACCGAGAACGAGUUGAGCUUUACCAUCCCACAAAAUAAAGAUUUAUGUAAAGUUGAAGUGGUUAUAAAUGAGCCGAUGACCCAAAGAGUAGGGACUCUGUCUCCUCAGGGAUUUGACUGUCGCUUCCUACCAGACGAAGUCAAAUACUCGCACAAUGGCUCACCAAUGUUAGAUGUGGACCACGUGAUGCUCAGAGUGUACAGGUUUACUGAGCUGGAGACCAUUGUGGAAAGGUUUAUACUGGAAAUAAGAGUUACAGAUCCGGUGGGUGGUAUUGCGCUCCUUGCGCAGAGCUCUCUAGAAGUCCCAGAGCUUAACGGGAUUUCAUCUAAACACGUGGAUAAGAACAUACUGUCACUGAAGCAGAGUUUGGAGAGGCCGGGGGCGAGCUGUGUGGUCAGGCUUCUGGCGUCUGAAUUCAAUCUACCGGCCUAUGGUCAGGUUGUGAUAGAGGAUUUCACACGGGGAAGGAGACAAGUCUUGGAAGCGCCACCGAGACCCCAAGUGAGGAACUACAGACAAGACAGAAUACCGUGUCCUGGAAACAAGGCAUGUCAUGCCGGAUUGCAGGAAGUCAGGCUGUUGAAAGCCAACUGUGCCGAUUUUAUGGAGAUGGGAAUCAAGUACAGACACCUGAGCCCUCCCUCUCCUGACAUCGAUUACAUCCCUCUCCAGAUAGAGCAUCGCAGCCAGGACAGUAGAAAGCAGCUGCAGGCUCAAAAUAUAUGGAUUCCUGUAAACAUUUCUGGCGCACUCCCAAACACGCCACCGCGUGCGGCUUUUAUGUCAAUGUACAUUUUGGAAAUUGACCAGUUUAUCCUCACCCCCCUGACCACAGCAACCCUCGACGCCGAAGAUGAUGAAACCCCAAAGAGCAAGCUUGUGUUUAAGGUCACAAAGCCUCCGCCAGAGGGGUAUAUCACCCACGUGGAUGACCAAACCAAGGCUAUUACAUCAUUCACGUGGCAAGAUCUUUACGACAUGAAGAUAGCCUACCAGCCACCGAAUAAAAGCCACUCUGACAGGCGUAACUAUGAGGUGGAAUUCCAAGUGAUUGAUAGUUAUUUCCUGAGCAGCUCUCCAAUAAUGGUCCAUUUCUCCAUCCGAACCGCAGAAACAAACGCUCCCAGAGUCUCCUGGAAUGUAGGUCUGACCUUGCUGGAGGGACAGUCCCGUUCUAUAACCUGGGAUGUUUUUCAGAUUGUGGAUAAUGAUAAUAUUAACGCAGUUCAUCUGGUUACUGUGGAUGGGUUACACCAUGGACGUCUCACAGCCAGAGGAGCGAAGGCAUUCAUAUUCAGUGUACAGGACAUCCGGGACGGCGUUCUGCGUUACCAUCACGACGACAGUGACACCACUAAGGAUUUUAUUGUCUUCCGGAUUUUUGAUGGAAAGCACAGCAUCCGGCACAAAUUCCACAUAAACAUCCUUCCCAAAGACGACAGCCCUCCAUUUCUAGUGAACAACAUUGGGCUUGAGCUAGUGGAAGGGGCCUCUGUGUUUAUAGAGAGGGACAUGUUAAUGGCGUCAGAUUCGGACUCCAGUGAUGACUAUAUUCUGUACAAUGUCACACGGCCGCCUGGAGCGGGGGAGCUGGUGAAGAGAUAUUCUGCAGAGAGCUCCGGAGCUCCGGUAUCGACGUUCCUGCAGCGAGACCUGUUCCGUGGGCUGAUUUAUUACAACCACUUUGGUGGAGAGAUCUUCCAGGACUCCUUCGAGUUUGUGCUAUCAGACUCCCACGAGCCCCCAAACUAUUCAGAGAGACACACUGUUGUCAUUAACAUUUCACCGGUGAAGGAUCAGCUGCCAAAAGAAGCCGGAGGAAGUACAAGACACCUUACUGCAAAGGAGAAUGAGAUCACGCGGAUCACUAAGCAACAUCUUCAUUUCACCGACACCGAAUCUCCGGACAGUCAGCUCUUGUACACCAUCACCAAACCCUGCUACACUCCAACAUCUCCAGGAUUGCGGGAUGCUGGAAAACUAAUUUUCAUAGAUGCUGGAAGCUUAUUAGAAAAGGACCAAUCGAUUCCCGGCCUGAAAUCUUUCACCCAGCACGCUGUAACACACAUGAAAGUGGCGUACCUGCCUCCGGCACAGGAUAUCGGGCUAGAUCCCAUGUAUGUCCAGUUUCAGUUCUCUGUAAGAGAUGAGCACGGGGGGCAGCUGACAGGGCUCGUAUUCAACAUAACCGUCAUGCCAGUGGAUGACCAAGCUCCAAAGAUUUUGACCCACCCAGUAAGGACGGAGGAAGGAGCGAGCUGCCUCAUUACUGGGGAAAGUCUGGUCAUCUCUGACGUGGACACCAAAAGUGAGAAUCUGGGACUUUUCCUGAAAUCCCGGCCCCUGCAUGGAAACGUGGAACUUGGCGGCGUUGUUAUGUCUGAGGGAGAAACGUUUGGCCUGGAAGAGCUACACACAUUCAAAGUCAGGUAUCAGCACGAUGACUCAGAAUCAGUGGAAGACGCGAUAAUCUUUGCAGUAACAGACGGAAUUAGCACCGUGGAAGGAGAGCUGAGUGUUCAGGCCCCUCCAACAAGCACGGACCUGGGAGGCGAGAUUGGAGCCCAUGCCUGCACGGAUACGGUUACACUGAUAGUCUCAGAUGAGGAAUCAAGCACGGCUGACACCUGUUGUGUUGAAGGACCUCUUCCCCCUCCAAUUCCACUUCAUACCAGCCUCCCUGUCUAUGAUCUGAAUAUUACCCUUAGACCCAUCAAUAAUCAGCUGCCUAUAAUAAUCAUUGGUGAAAUAUUCGUAGUUGAUGAGGGCUCGUCCUCCGUUAUCUCCAUAAACCACAUGAACGCCUCUGAUGCUGACACUUUGGCUGAUGAUUUAACCUUCGUCAUGGAGACACAGCCGCAGUACGGAUACCUUGAGAACACGAUACCUAUGGCUGGAUCGGAGAAGACCUCCUCUGAGAUUAGAAUCAGUUCCUUCAGUCUAUGGAGCGUCAGCACCAGGUACAUCCGCUACGUCCAGUCACAUCACGAGCGUAUUGAGCCCACGGCGGAUUUCUUCAUGGUCUUGGUGACGGAUUCCAUCCAUAAAUCUAUGACUGUACCCUUCUACAUUGUUAUCAAACCCACAAACGAUGAACCGCCUCAGCUCCAUGUCGCAAACAUAACGGUAAUUGAGGGGGGUAGCUGUGCCAUAGGCCCGUCCACUUUAAACGCCGAAGACCCAGAUAUCCCACCAGACGUAUUACUCUUCUCAGUUAUAAUCCCCCCUGCGCACGGCCGGUUAUUAGAUGGCGUGCAACAAAUCGGUCAUGACAAACAUCUGAUCCCCACCGACGUACAGGCACACCUGCAGAUUUACAGCUUCACCUUGGAUGAACUGAAGAAAGGAAUGGGCUUUGUGUAUACGCAUGAUGACACAGACACUCUACAAGAUGGCUUUGUCGUGCAGCUGACAGAUGGCAAACACACAGUCCAAGAGGCACUACAUGUUCAUGUAAUGGCCGUCAAUGAUGAGAAACCAAAGCUUACCAGAAACAGCGGAUUGGAGGUGGAUGUGGCUGAAAAUAAAAUCAUAUCCAGUGUGGUUCUGGAAGCUGAAGAUCGAGAUUCGCCAAGAAAAGUUAUUCAUUACAUCAUUAAUAAUUCCCCUGUCUUUGGAGAACUCAAAAGAAAGGUGGACUCUGUCUGGGUGACGCUCCAUGCCGGCAUGAAUUUUACCCAGGAGGAUCUCGACUUGAACCAUAUCUGGUAUUUUCACACCAUCAUCCUCGGCUGCAAAGGACACGACAGUUUCCGAUUUUUCCUAACAGAUGGGGAUAACCACUCCGAUCCCGAAACUUUCUAUAUCUCCAUACUAAACCUAGAGAAAGGUGACAUUGUUCUACUCACCAGACCUGUAACUUUAACAGAGGGUGACAGGGUGACCUUGAUGACAGAUGUUCUGAUGGCAACAGAUGGCACGGGCAAACCAGAGAAGCUGCUGUAUGCCGUCUCCGUGCCACCUGUGCAUGGUCAGAUUGAGUACAUCAAUUAUCCUGGCGCAGCCAUUCCCAGCUUCAGCCAGUUGGAUGUGGCGGCCCAGAAGGUUUGCUAUGUACAUGACAACAGCCGUGGGGCGAGCAAGGACUUGUUCAGUUUCACUGUGAGCAACGGCCUGGACGCAAGAGAUGGGUCAUUAGAGUUCUUGGUUGAGCGCCGAGACCGGAUUCCGCCAACGCUCCUGAAUAAUAAGGGCCUUCAGAUACUGGAAGGUGGAAUGAUGGUGAUUUCUCCUGAUGUUCUACAGCUAACUGACCCAGACAGCCCGGUGGAAAAAUUAAGCUACACAAUCACUGAGUUUCCCCAACACGGGCAGCUGUACCUGAGUGGCAGGCUCCUGCAGCGGAGCGACUUCUCCCAGGCUGACGUCAUCAGCAGACACCUGUCCUACCGACACUACGGGGGGCCGGCAGAUUCCGACCGGUUCUCAUUCGUUGCCACAGAUGACAUCAACGUCGGCUUCUUGGUUGAUGGUCAGUUGAAGAAAGAUUCUGCAGUCUUUAUAAUACAGGUGGAACAUGUGGAUAAAAUGCCUCCAAAGAUCCUUCACAAGGAGAUCCCUUCCACUGUAGAGACCUUGAAAGAUGGGAAAUCUGCCAUCCAGCUCACGGCCAGAAACCUGAAGGCCUCAGACCCCGACAGCGCAGAUGAAAAUAUUCUUUACAUUAUUCUGCGAUCUCCCAAUUUUGGACACUUGGAAAAUGCAAAAACAGGUGAUCACGUUGGGAGAACAUUUACACAGAAAGACGUAAAUCAGAGAGCCAUUCGGUACAUCAUAAAUCCCUUAUUUGAAGUGAAUUCAGACAGCUUUGAAUUUCAACUCUCUGAUCCAGCAGGAAAUAAAAUCCCACCCGAAACGCUUGAGCUGAGGUGGUCGAUGCUAGGACUGGCUGAGCCCUAUUACCGUGUCUGUGAAAAUUCCGGGACUCUUGCAGUGAAGUUGACUAGAACGGGGAGCAGUAGAGAUCCGGCUUUUGUUGGCAUAAAGGUACAGGAGAUCUCUGCCAGGCUAGGAAUGGAUUUCACGCAUAGCAGCGCAAGUCUUGUCCAGUUUGAUCCAGGUGUUUCCACAAAACUCUGGAAUAUUUACUUGAAGAAUGACGGUUUGGAAGAAAAUAACGAAUUCCUUAAAAUAUUACUGAAGACGCCGAAGAAUGCGGUACUGGGAAGGAACAGCGAGGCCACGGUGGAAAUCAUGGAUCCCAGAAGAGGUCAAUGCAGAGCCCAAAAUGUGAACACAAGAGAGGUGUCCUUACACGCAGGACACGUCGGCAGCCCCGCAAAGGAGGACGUCAGCAAUGACAGGGAGAAAUCUUCCUACGACUCCAGAAUUUCAUCUCCAAAGAUCACCCAGAUCCUCCUGCCCAACACGCGUGCAUCCGAGCAUUCCAGAAGCCAUCUUUAUCAUUCCGGCCCGGACUCCGGCAGCGAGCUACCCUCACGUCGCCCAGGGCAACAGCUACAUCUCUCUGGAAGCAGCGUUCUCGUACGUUCAUUUAACUUUCUUAAAAGAAAAAAAAGGAAGAAAAAAAAAGCAUUAAUAACUCUAGGAAUAAAUGAGAAGUAUCACGGGAUCAUCCCAAUGAGCGGACCUCAACCGACCAAUAGGAGAGGAGAUGUCUGGCUGGUUGGCGCUGGGCCAAGUCUUUCUCAAGAUGCUGAGGAGCGCCCCCUGCAGGACUCUGCUCCGCUGGACUCUGUGCACAAGUCAAGUAAUGAGACACAGCAGGAUAGAAAGCUCAGGGAAUGUCCGGCAGGGUGGACCCUUCAUCAGAAACACUGUUAUUAUCACAACACUCUACAAAAGUCCACCUGGGAGGGGGCGGAGCACGACUGCGCACAGAGGUCUAACAGCCAUCUAACCAGCGUGCAUUCGGAGGCGGAUAUGAGCUGGCUCUGGAAGUUUUCUGGGAAGAAGCCAUUUUGGAUUGGGCUGAAGUCCGUGGGCGAGCGCUCUAACUGGCUGUGGACGGACGGGAAACUGUGGACUUUUAAUAAAAUAAAGCAGAGCGAAUCGUCUGUGACUGCAAUGAACGACGGCUGUAUCCUAGUAUGGAGAAGGAAAGAAUGGGUGAUAAGAAGCUGCAGCCACAGACACAGAUACAUUUGCCGUGUUCCGUUACAGGUCUCCCUGCGUCUCCGGGAAAUAUAUGGCGGCGGCGCUUAACCUUUCAGGGUAAUAAAGCAAGGGUUUAUGGGAGUUAUUGUCCCUCUCCUGGGUGCAGUUUGAGCCAGGUGCACUCUAUGUGCAUUUAAUGCAACCAUUCCUUAGUGUUUCAUGGCGUCAGAGAGGGAUUUUAUGUCAUUUUUACGAUAACACACAAAUCUGCAUGAUAUGAUGAAACGCCCGCAGCAAUAAAUCGCCCAGUGUUCUGUAAAGUUUCCUGACAAUAGUAAACUACGAGCUGGUAACAACAACCUGGGGUGUUAGCUUUCUAUAGUCUGAAGGCAUUCUUACUUUGGAUCUAAGCAUUCUCGGUGAACCACGGGACCUGACACUAGGGGUAAAUUUACUAAGGGUUGAUUUUGAUUUCCAGGCGAUUUUAAGUCGAUUUUCAGGCGAUUUUGAAAAUCUGGUAUUUACUAAAGGAAAAACUUACUGAAAAUCGACUUAGAAAACAACUUUAAACCACAGCAGACCAUCAAAUAGAUGCUUAUAUCGACUCAAAAUUGACUUCAUUAUGCAAGUGCUUCCCCAUUGGUCUAAACAUAUCACAUGCCCAUUUAGACCAUACUUGCCUACUCCCAAAAAUCGGGUGGCCCUCAAGCCCCCCGGAAGAACAAGCAAGUCUCCUGACUUGACAGGAAACCCCCUGCCCGGCCGCCCAGUGAAAAGAGUGGAGAAGGGAGCCAGUGGAGAAGUUGCCCAUAACAACCAAUCAGCUGCUCUGUAUGUGUUUAUAGUAUGCAAAUUAUAAUUGUUACGUCAAUGCUGAUUGGUUGCCAUGGGCAACUUCUCCACUGGCUCACUUCUUCACUUUUAUCACUGGGCGGCCG